This is a messenger RNA of Camelina sativa (false flax), 522 nucleotides long. RefSeq names its product small polypeptide DEVIL 1. Gene Ontology annotation, biological process: negative regulation of cell population proliferation. NCBI's taxonomy places the organism in Eukaryota, Viridiplantae, Streptophyta, Magnoliopsida, Brassicales, Brassicaceae. The record is from RefSeq and is a predicted model, not a curated record.
UUCAAUCUACCCAAAGCUUAUUUAUUCUCUAUCAGUCUAAAGCUACCAAACUAAUUAAACAAUUCUGCUUCUUAUAGCUUACUCGUUAAAAAGACUAAAAGCAAGUCUCUUUUUCGCAUAAAAUCCAAACUUUCUCCCCUGCAGCAAGUUUUGUUCAACCAGUUAUAACAACCAUUAUAUUGUUUUCGAAACUUGAAAAUGGAAAUGAAGAAGGUCAUGAUGAGCUCAGAGAGAUCAAAAGAGAAGAAGAGGUCAAUAAGUAGACGACUGGGGAAGUAUAUGAAACAGCAAAAGGGAAGGAUUUACAUCAUCAGAAGAUGUGUGGUCAUGCUCCUUUGUUGGCAUGAUUGAUUAAAAAAAAGUUUUAACUAUGCCAAGUUCAGAUGUAUGUGUGGAUGUUGCUUAUUUAAGUGCGGGAAAGAGUAGUGCUACUAGCUAGGGGAAAAAGCGGUUUGCUUUUUGUUUUGUGAUGAUCAUCUACCGAAUUGUAUAUAAAGCGGUUUGCUUUUUGUUUUGUGAUCA